AUGGUAACCCUUCGUGCAGAUGAAAUUAGUAAACUUAUCCGUGAACGUAUUGAGCAAUAUAAUACCGAAGUAAAAAUUGUAAAUACAGGUACGGUACUUCAAGUAGGCGACGGCAUUGCUCGUAUUUAUGGUCUUAAUGAAGUAAUGGCAGGUGAAUUAGUAGAAUUUCAAGAUGGUACUGUAGGCAUUGCUUUGAAUUUGGAAUCCAAAAAUGUUGGUGUUGUAUUAAUGGGUGAUGGUUUGUUCAUACAAGAGGGAAGUUCGGUAAAAGCAACAGGAAGAAUUGCUCAGAUACCCGUAAGUGAGGGUUAUUUGGGUCGUGUUGUAAAUGCCCUAGCUAAACCUAUUGACGGUCGAGGAGAAAUUUCAGCUUCGGAAUCUCGGUUAAUCGAAUCUCCCGCUCCCGGUAUUAUUUCCAGACGUUCCGUGUAUGAGCCUCUUCAAACGGGACUUAUUGCUAUUGAUUCUAUGAUCCCUAUAGGGCGUGGCCAGCGAGAAUUGAUUAUUGGGGACAGACAAACAGGUAAAACUGCAGUAGCCACAGAUACGAUUCUCAAUCAACAGGGACAAAAUGUAGUAUGUGUUUAUGUAGCUAUCGGUCAAAAAGCCUCUUCUGUGGCUCAAGUGCUAACGACUUUACAAGAAAGAGGAGCAAUGGAAUACACUAUUAUAGUGGCUGAAACAGCAAAUUCUCCGGCUACAUUACAAUACCUCGCGCCUUAUACCGGAGCAGCUCUGGCUGAAUAUUUUAUGUACCGUGAACGUCACACUUUAAUCAUUUAUGAUGAUCUCUCCAAACAAGCACAGGCUUAUCGCCAAAUGUCUCUUCUAUUACGAAGACCACCAGGUCGCGAAGCUUAUCCCGGAGAUGUUUUUUAUUUACAUUCUCGUCUUUUGGAAAGAGCCGCAAAAUUAAGUUCUCAGUUAGGUGAAGGAAGUAUGACUGCUUUACCAAUAGUUGAGACCCAAUCAGGAGAUGUUUCAGCUUAUAUUCCUACUAAUGUAAUUUCCAUUACAGAUGGCCAAAUAUUUUUAUCUGCCGAUCUAUUCAAUGCUGGAAUCAGACCUGCAAUUAAUGUGGGUAUUUCCGUUUCCAGAGUUGGAUCCGCGGCUCAAAUUAAAGCCAUGAAACAAGUAGCUGGUAAAUUAAAAUUGGAAUUGGCACAAUUCGUAGAAUUAGAAGCUUUUGCACAAUUCUCUUCUGAUCUCGAUAAAGCUACGCAAAAUCAAUUGGCAAGAGGUCAACGAUUGCGGGAGUUGCUUAAACAAUCCCAAUCAGCUCCUCUCACUGUGGAAGAACAGAUAAUAACUAUUUAUACUGGAACGAAUGGUUAUCUUGAUUCAUUAGAAGUUGAACAAGUAAGGAAAUUUCUCGUUGAGUUACAGGCUUAUUUAAAAACAAAUAAACCUCAAUUCAACGAAAUCAUAUCUUCUACCAAGACAUUUACUAGCGAGGCAGAAGCCCUAGUGAAGGAAGCUAUUCAGGAACAUACAGAACUCUUUUUACUUCAGGAACAAGUAGAAAAAAAUUGA
Molecule: messenger RNA, 1533 nt
Organism: Trifolium pratense (red clover)
Lineage: Eukaryota; Viridiplantae; Streptophyta; Magnoliopsida; Fabales; Fabaceae
Source: the annotation of a RefSeq genome assembly